Molecule: messenger RNA, 993 nt
Organism: Myzus persicae (green peach aphid)
Lineage: Eukaryota; Metazoa; Arthropoda; Insecta; Hemiptera; Aphididae
Exons: 1
Coding region: 1-993 (330 amino acids)
Molecular function (GO): nucleic acid binding; zinc ion binding
Source: RefSeq, a predicted model, not a curated record
AUGGAACUUACCCCAGGGUUUUGGGACAGCCAGGCCUCGAGAACUACCGCCGCCAUCCGACGCAAGCGGAUUAAGAAGGCCCCAGCCGCACAGCACCCUCCAGAGACCGAGGCUGACACCGCCAUGGAGACCGAUGCCGAAGAAUGGUCGAAAGUCGUCGGCAGACGAUCGAAGCAAGCGAGUAAAAUGACGGCUGCUGCACCCCCACUCACCACGGGACUCCGUCAGCGUCCAUCAGUUUUCUCUAAAAAACCGCCGGCGAUCCUAAUCCAAAACGCGGCCGGAAAGUCCUACCAGGACACCAUUCUGGCGGUGCGAAACUGCGGGCUGACCAGGGAGGAGAUAGGCACCAGCGUAAUGAUGAGGCAGACACGGGAUGGAUGUCUCCUCUUGGAGCUACCCAAAGGCAGCAGCUCCACGAAGGCAGCCAAGAUAAUCGCCUCAGCCAUGUCCAGCAAGCUCGGCGACACCGUCGGUAAGGUGGUACAGCUCGGGGUCCAGGUGGAGGUUGAGGUGCUCGACAUCGAUGCAGCCGCCACCGCAUCGGAAGUACUGGAGGCACUUCGGAACGCGAUCCCUGGUCAGGAUGACCCGACAGGCAAGAUCGACAGGGACGUUGUGAGUGACGUGAGGAUAUGGAGUACCCGAUCCGGACAGCAGAUCGCGACGGCGAAAAUGCCCAGGAGCAUUGCUGCCAGCAUCACUAGGGUCCCGAUCGGGUGGACCAUGUGCCGCGUCCGGCCAAGGACGCUGCCACCUGAGAGGUGUUUCAGGUGUCAGGCUUUCGGCCACAACGCCAGAUCCUGCACCGCGGAGGACAGGACGGGCGCCUGCUGGAAGUGCGGCGUGGUAGGCCACGCAAUGAAGGACUGUAAGGAGGCUGACGACCGGUGCAUCGCAUGCGAGAUCACCGGACUGCAAAGGGUCUUACACAAACCAGGCUCGGGUGCGUGCGCCGCUAGGAGACAGUCAGCAGGCACAGGUCUCAGAUGA